CCUGUUUCCCGCCGAUAAAAUCCAGUGAAUGGAAUGAUGCAUAGCUCCUUUAGUCCGUGUGCUUUAAUAACUGUGUCGAGGGAUUUCUCCACGUUCGACGCUUGUGUUAUCGAUGUCCGAAGUCACCCAUGGAGAGUGUGAAAAUAGUUGAAGUAUUCGAUCAAUGACAUCCAUACUCAAAUUUGAAAAAUAUGGUUUUCAAUCCCAAUCUUCGUCCAGCCUUAUCCUUGUUUUUACAAAUUUCUACAGUAUUAAGAAUGAUACGGUCACAAAGUUUAGAGUUUGAAAGCAUAUUGCCUGAAAAUCCGCAAGAGUAUGACAACUUACAACCACCCAAAGAGAAUGACAACCCUACUAUAGUUCGGUUCCAUGUUACUGUACUCAGCUUGGACACAAUAGACGAAGGAUCUAUGACGUAUGUCGCUGAUAUUUUCAUGUCGCAAAGCUGGAAAGAUAACAGAUUACGACUGCCAGAGAAUAUGACAAUGAAAUAUCGCCUGCUUCCUGUAAAUUGGUUGAAAAAAAUGUGGAGACCUGAUUCCUUUUUCAAAAAUGCCAAAAGGGUUACGUUCCAAGAAAUGACGAUACCAAAUCAUUACAUAUGGCUGUACGGGGAUAAAACUAUAUUAUACAUGGUUAAACUAACACUUUUGUUAUCUUGCUCAAUGAAGUUCGAAGCAUAUCCUCACGAUACGCAAACUUGUUCCAUGAAGAUAGAAAGUUUGUCCUACACAACAGACGACUUGGUAUUUGAUUGGGAACAAGAUGUGCCUCUAGUUGUAGACGAUUCAAUUGAGUUACCACAGCAUAAUUUAGUGAGAUCGUCUUUGGAAGAUUGCACAAUGAACUAUUCUACAGGAAAUUUUACAUGCAUCCAAGUGACAUUCACCUUAAAAAGGCGGUUGGGAUACUACAUGUUUCACACAUACAUACCUACAUGCCUCAUCGUUAUAAUGUCUUGGAUAUCAUUUUGGAUCAAACCAGAAGCAGUUCCAGCUCGUGUGACUCUCUGUGUAACUUCUCUGCUUACACUGUCCACUCAACAUGCGCAGUCGCAAAAAUCUCUUCCUCCGGUGUCCUACAUCAAGGCUAUCGACAUAUUCAUGUCUUCUUGCACUGUUUUCGUGUUUGCCUCACUCAUGGAAUAUGCUGUGGUGAACAUUCUACUUGGUGAAAUCGCUGAAGAGUACAUCGAGGAGGCUGGAAUGGGACUGCAUAGUUACUCAUCACCUCGAAAUAACAUUGUUUUAGUGCCUAAACUUCAGGAAAACAUGACUACCGUAAGAAACUGUGGUCACCCUCCAAAGGCAACACCUAUUAUGCUUUACAAUAAGCAUAGACAGCGUGCUAUUUUAGUCGACAAGAUCUCAAGAGUAAUAUUUCCGUUGUCUUUUGUAAUAUUAAAUACAGCGUACUGGUCUGUCUACCUAGACACUUUUUAACUUAUUUGGCAUUUAUUUUAUUACAAAUUAAAAAAGUUGUUUUUUCAGUACCGCAAAGCAAAUUAAAUUUUCCGAAUUAGAAUUUCUGAAUUUUACAACAAAGAAUCUUGAAAAACGUAAUUGAAUUCAUUGUAACUUAAACGAAUCAUAAUUGAAUUUUUCUUCUUCGUGGAACAACAUGAUUAACAGAGAGCAUUGUUAUGAGAGAGAAAAUAUAAAGAGGGAAAAAAAUUUAAAUUAUGCCCUUGCUCCAAAUUAUAAUUUCAACGAAACUCAUAAUAUAAUUAUUUAAACGGAUUAAUUAUUACUAAAAGUGUUUGUGCUGUAAAUUUAACAUAAUAAAACGUUUUCUGUGAAUAUUGAAUGUUUAUAUUGUUAUAAGUAUUUCUUUGGAUAUUGAAAUAAAUGUAAUUAUAAUUUGGUACACAAAAUAAUGGAGUUAUGUGUACGAAGCUAUUGAAUUAUGUGUAAAUUUUUUAA
This is a messenger RNA of Uloborus diversus, 1922 nucleotides long. Its product is annotated as glycine receptor subunit alpha-2-like. The transcript has 9 exons. Gene Ontology annotation, molecular function: transmembrane signaling receptor activity; extracellular ligand-gated monoatomic ion channel activity; chloride channel activity. The coding region runs from base 192 to 1442 and encodes 416 amino acids. Gene Ontology annotation, biological process: regulation of membrane potential; chemical synaptic transmission; nervous system process. Lineage: Eukaryota; Metazoa; Arthropoda; Arachnida; Araneae; Uloboridae. Gene Ontology annotation, cellular component: neuron projection; membrane; synapse. The record is from RefSeq and is a predicted model, not a curated record.